This is a messenger RNA of Drosophila ficusphila, 1013 nucleotides long. RefSeq lists its product as uncharacterized. Lineage: Eukaryota; Metazoa; Arthropoda; Insecta; Diptera; Drosophilidae. The transcript has 2 exons. The coding region runs from base 141 to 941 and encodes 266 amino acids. The record is from RefSeq and is a predicted model, not a curated record.
CACAAAUUCAGACAGAGAAUUUCGGUAUGACACGAAUGGUAGAAAGCAAAUUUAAUUCACUUUAUACUCACACACUCAUGAUUUACACCCAAAAAACACACUAAAUCAAAACGGCUAAGACCGCGAAGAAGACCUUUCCCAUGCAGCGCUCAAAGAGUAAAUCUUCUCGAGAUGAUACCUCAACUUCUACCGUGAUUGCAAAGGCGGAAAAUAGUUUUCCGGAUAAAUCAAGAGCGCCAUCGGUGGGCUGGAAUAUCCCAAAUAGGGAUAAUGAAGUACCCAGCUAUCUGACCGAGAUCCACUUGAGUCACAGGCAGAUCACCAAACGAUUCGCGGAGCUACUUAACAUGUUUGAGGACUACACCAAAAUCCUGGAAAUUGAGCGUGAGCAUCAUGUCGGUGCUCCGUUCCGACUGAAAAGAGUCCAGUCGGAGCAGCUUAUCCUGAAGGAAGAAGAUGAAAAUGCAGAGCAUCGAGCAUCGAGUCUCACGCAGAUAUCGGAUUCCACGAUCAAGCCCACCUGCGAGGUGAGCAUUCAGACUUCUUGGAGUGCGGUGGAUCAAAAGCAGGCCGUUGCCAAGGAUUUGGAGGCGAAGCUGGCGGCCGUGGGGAGAAAUGUGGAGCCGGAGGCGAUGAAGCCCAGCAAGAUACAGCAGCACACGAUCCACAUCGAGGUGGAAUCGGUGACAUCGGCCACGGAUAUGCAGAGGCCGCCGCUGCCCCAAAGGAUGUGGAAUGUCCUGGUGCAAGCGGGCGACACAAUUGUCGCCUGUGCCUAUAUGAUCGGCGAGAAUAUCACCUUUGCCCUGUUCAUUGUACUGUGCCUCUGGUGCCUUUACCUGUUGUUGAGCCACUAUUACAGCUUCCUGCAAACGAAUGUCAGUCAGCAGAUCGAUUUGAAACGCAACAUGGUGCGCGGAGCUCAGCCCAAAUUGCAAUAAAAAAAAAGACAAGGUUUCGUUUCGCUCUUAGUUAAAUUAAUGGAAACCCUUUACCGAUUUCGCAAAACAGAA